GAUAUAUUUCAUUUCGAUUAUUGCUCUGCAGUGUAUGAUAUGUCCAGAAAGCCCGUCGUCGUUGUAACUGGUGCUUCCAAAGGCAUUGGCCUUGCUGUUACCCGAAUCUUGCUAGAGGAAUUCGGAGCCCAUGUCGUGACACUCUCCAGGUCUAAAUCGCCCGAGUUGCUCAAACUCACAAAGGCUCAUCCUGCGGCCCUGCUUGCAAUCGAAUGCGACGUUACUGACGCUACUGCUCUUUCCCGCGUAAUUGGUCUGGCCGAGAAGACGUAUCACAACAUCGACGGUCUCAUUCUAAACGCUGGGGUAUUGGAACCUAUGGGGAAGAUUGGCGACCCUAGUAUAAGUUUGGACUCUUGGAAACAACAUUUCGAUGUGAAUUUCUUCUCUUUGGUUACUGCACUGAGGGCCGCACUCCCCGCUUUGCGCCGAAGCGACUUAGGUGGCAGAGUUGUCUUCGUGAGCUCAGGUGCCGCCGUUGGGAACACGGCCGGAUGGGGUCCGUACAAUGCGAGCAAGGCUGCUGUGAAUAGUUUAUGUCGGACUUUCGCACAAGAAGAACCUGAUGUCGUAUCUGUCGCGUUGCGUCCCGGCAUGGUAGAUACGCCCAUGCAAGCACAAAUCCGCGAAAGUGGGGCACCUCAUCUAACAGAGCAGGAUUUCACCAAGUUCUCUUCCGCAUAUGCAGAAGGAAAGCUAGUCAAGCCCGAAGAUUCCGGAUAUGUGAUCGCUGCACUAGCACUUCGGGCCCCAAAGUCCUUAAGCGGACAAUUCGUCAGCUGGAAUUCAGAAGACUGUAAGGAUUUCCGCAGAGCUUGAGAAGGUGUAGGCAAGUAAAAGAAAUCAGUGUACCCAUACAGAAUACACGUGCACGAUUCAUUGCUCUUUGCAUCGUGUCCUAUCAGAUCGAUCGUGACUUUGACU
Molecule: messenger RNA, 924 nt
Organism: Somion occarium
Lineage: Eukaryota; Fungi; Basidiomycota; Agaricomycetes; Polyporales; Cerrenaceae
Source: the annotation of a GenBank genome assembly